AUGUCCUUUGGCGGAAAGUGGAUUUAUGAUGAAAAAAAUGACAAAUUUGAGUUUAUCCAGUAUCCAAAACUCAAAGAAAAUGAAGAAGAAGCACGUUUGAGACCAAAAACGCCAUUUAUUGAAACAAUUGAGUUCAUGCUUUAUCGUAAAGACCUAAUUUUAGAGUCUCAUGGCAUGAUCAAGAACGUUAAAAGUAACGAAACUGAAGUAAAAGUCUCAGAAAUGCUUUCCCAUAAAAGAGUUUUGUUAGCAAGAGAGUUCAGUAAAAUAAUUUUGGGAGAAGUGAAGGUUUCAAAAUACUUCAGGAACACGAAUAAAAAUGGAUUGACGUCUUAUGAGGCAUUUUUGAGAUUUUGUACCCUUUUUGUCUUUAUUGCGUUGCAUCGAAGAGCUUUAAAUUCGAUUCAAUACGAAAUGGAUCGCCUUUUCCGUUCAUCCCAUUUCACAAAAUUCCCAAAUGCUGAUGACAUGCCUCGUUAUUCGCAACGCGAGAAGCAAGUUUUAUACGGAAUCAACAGUCCAAAAGAACGCUGUUAUUAUUUCGCAAAUUCUCCUUUGAUCCAAGAAAUCAUCAAAAUAAAUCGUGACAACAAAGAACUUUUAUGGAUUGGCGACUUGAAGUAUCUUGGUCCGAGCGAAUAUCUUUGGCAGCUUGAAAAACCUUACAUUACAUCAACAACUCAACUAUUUCUCGCAAACACAAACAUCGGAGUUUUUGGUCAUCCAAAAUCUUUAUAUGAUGAACAUUUGAAUGCUGAUGCCCGAAAAAUACGAAGAGAAAAAUUCGAUGAAAAAUUCGACACUUACGGGCUUGUGAGACGAGCUAAAAUUGAAAUUCCUCAGAAAAUGUCACUUCAAGGAAAUCCAAAAUCAAUAACUGGAAUGAAAAUUCGUCAAAAGCAAAAAUUUACGUAA
This is a messenger RNA of Culicoides brevitarsis, 915 nucleotides long. Its product is annotated as protein phosphatase 1 regulatory subunit 36-like. The record is from RefSeq and is a predicted model, not a curated record. The transcript is spliced from 4 exons. Gene Ontology annotation, biological process: negative regulation of phosphatase activity. Lineage: Eukaryota; Metazoa; Arthropoda; Insecta; Diptera; Ceratopogonidae. Bases 1 to 915 code for a protein of 304 amino acids. Gene Ontology annotation, molecular function: phosphatase binding.